This is a messenger RNA of Micropterus dolomieu (smallmouth bass), 1436 nucleotides long. It is a transcript of the gene nanos3, whose product is annotated as nanos homolog 3. Gene Ontology annotation, biological process: negative regulation of translation; oogenesis. The coding region runs from base 58 to 741 and encodes 227 amino acids. The transcript has a single exon. Gene Ontology annotation, molecular function: mRNA binding; zinc ion binding. NCBI's taxonomy places the organism in Eukaryota, Metazoa, Chordata, Actinopteri, Centrarchiformes, Centrarchidae. Gene Ontology annotation, cellular component: perinuclear region of cytoplasm. The record is from RefSeq and is a predicted model, not a curated record.
CAAUCAAAACUUUGUUCUCUCGUUUGACGCCUGCAGUGUUGCCCAGAAGGAGCUGCAAUGAACGGCGUGUUGUGGGGACUUGAUCAUCGCUUGUCGAGCUUCAUGGAUCCGGACAGCAAAAGCUUCCAGCCAUGGACAGACUACAUGGGACUGUCGGACACAAUCAGAGAGAUCCUGGGUCGGAACUCCGCCACCGAGUCCUCUCUGCCAGUCUCCAAUGCUCCGCACACAGACUGCGAUGACCUGUGCGAGGCUCUGGUGGCUGUGCGCUUUGACACCUGUGGCGACCUCGGAGCAGCCUGUGCGCCAGAUCUGGCUACUAAAUCUACGCUGCCAAACCCUUUGGCUCAUCAGCGUCCACCUGAUGGUUUGCGGUACGCUUCAGAUUCCCUAGGUGCUAAUACACCAGACGGGGGGGAUUUGAAGCUGGUCACAAGACCGACGGGCUCCCGGGGGCCAAAAGAGCGCACGAAGACCACUUGUUACAAAGCACCGGAUCCGACGGUGUUGCCUCCAUCACCUGAGCGCAUGUUUUGCAGUUUCUGCAAGCACAACGGGGAGUCCGAAAAGGUGUACGGAUCCCACUGGCUGAAAAGUCAGGCCGGGGAUGUGUUGUGUCCCUAUCUGCGGCAGUAUGUGUGUCCUCUGUGCGGAGCCACGGGGACUAGAGCUCACACCAAGCGCUUCUGUCCAAAGGUGGACAGCGCGUACAGCUCCGUGUACGCCAAGUCCAGACGCUGAACCAACAGGUGGCGGGUAGCAAACAGACACAGAAGGCUGAAUCCUCCUUUAUUUUACUGAGUGUGGGUUUUAUUUAUUAGCAUGCGUGUGUUUUUGCUUUUCUGUGGUUUGGUUUGUUUUUAUUUGCAUGCUUUGGUAGAGAUUCUGUGUAACUUAGCCUUCUAUAAUGCUGAUUGGAGUUAUUUUCCAGCUGGUCUUUUUGUCGGCCUAUCCUUCAAACAGCGUCCGUUUGGUGUUUUAUUUUAUUUUGUAGGUAUACUUUCAAUAAUUACUGCCAGAUAUUAUGUUUGGGAGGAGUUUAAAAAGAACAAUGGAAAAUGUAUGUUUGUUUUACAUAUUUUAUAACGUGGCCCUCUGAUGUCCAGUUUCAUAUCUUCUGUCUAUGCAUUGAAGGAUUCUAACAUUAUCAAACCUUUUAUAAGAAGCACAGUCAUCAGUAAUAACUUCACUACAGCAUGUAAACAUCUAACCAUUUCAGGAUUUUAAAUUUAAAAAAAAAAACAACAACAAACAUGAGUGACUUGUUCUUGUUCUGAGGUGUAAAUUCCUGCUCUUGAGGCAUGUUAGUUUUAUUUUUAAUAAUUUUGUUUAUUGUACUUAAGCUCUUCUGACUUUGUGGAGAAAAAAAACUGCGAACAUUUUUGUGUGUAAAUACCCUUGUGUGCCAGAAGUUAUAAAUGUUUAAGUUGACAACA